Molecule: messenger RNA, 762 nt
Organism: Cydia amplana
Lineage: Eukaryota; Metazoa; Arthropoda; Insecta; Lepidoptera; Tortricidae
Exons: 7
Coding region: 109-636 (175 amino acids)
Source: RefSeq, a predicted model, not a curated record
UUCCGCAGAACGCCGCGCAGACAGCACGCGCGCCCGCCGGCGCUUGUGACAUACCGAAACUUUUCACUAGUAUGCCAUGUUCGGACUUUGAGGUGUUUUACGAAAAAGAUGAAGGCGUGGACCGCGACAGAGCAGGACGUCUCGUUGCCAUGCUGCCGCACGCUACACAUCAAGCAUGCGGCGUAUGCGAGCGCACUCUAUACAUUGAACAUAUCAAUAUUAGUGGUGCUGUUAUACAGUUGGAGGAUUGGAGUUAAUGCCAAGCGGUAUAAGGAGUUGGACGAUGUUUAUUAUGGUGUACAGAUAGCGUAUUUUGCAAUUAUAGGAACCCAAAUGUUCAUGAUUAUGCUCAGUAUAAUCUUGUUCUACGGGAUUUAUAAAGAAAACGUGGCGUUCCUGGUUCCAUGGGUGGUGGGCUGCAUGACCUUCAUGGCUUUAGAAGCCAUGGCUGUGGUCUACUCCAACAUCCUCAGAGAUCAUGUUAACAGGCAAUUCGACGCUAUGUGUAAAGCAGAAAUAACAUUUUUAAUACCAAGAAUACUUCUAAACUGCCUGUGCAUCUGGUGCGUGCUCCGGUUGUACCACCUCCUCCGCGCUGGCGUCACCUGGAAGGGUGCUGCGGCCAUCGAACUGUGACUAUUGGAAGACAACCCCCCGGGAGGGCCUCGCGAGUCGACAUUACUACUUGGGGGGGCUGAGAGCGAUACUGACGCUAGUCUUCACUCGCUCUGACUAAUCUAUCUCUUUCUAACAUAUGCAGUG